Pipra filicauda (Wire-tailed manakin) is the source of this 1457-nucleotide messenger RNA. It is a transcript of the gene MAT2B, whose product is annotated as methionine adenosyltransferase 2B. Gene Ontology annotation, molecular function: methionine adenosyltransferase regulator activity. The transcript has 7 exons. Bases 51 to 1055 code for a protein of 334 amino acids. Gene Ontology annotation, biological process: S-adenosylmethionine biosynthetic process. Gene Ontology annotation, cellular component: methionine adenosyltransferase complex. NCBI's taxonomy places the organism in Eukaryota, Metazoa, Chordata, Aves, Passeriformes, Pipridae. The record is from RefSeq and is a predicted model, not a curated record.
GUCCGUCGCGCAGCGCCGGGCGCGGAGCGGGAGCGGCAGCAGGCCCGGCCAUGGUCGGCCGGGAGAAGGAGCUCCGGAUCCGCUUCGCGCCGGGCCGCUGCGAGCUCGUCGAGGAAGAUGUUGACAUUCCCAGUAGGCGAGUUUUGAUCACGGGUGCAACAGGACUUCUUGGCAGAGCUGUGUUUAAAGAAUUCCGUGAAAAUAACUGGAAUGCAGUUGGCUGCGGAUACAGGAGAGCUCAGCCCAGAUUUGAACAGAUUAAUCUUCUGGACUCUAUUGCAGUUCAUGACAUUAUCCAUGACUUUCAGCCUCAUGUUAUAGUGCACUGUGCUGCUGAAAGAAGGCCAGAUGUUGUAGAAAGUCAACCAGAUGCUGCUUCUCAGCUCAAUGUGGCUGCUUCAGCAAACUUGGCAAAAGAGGCAGCUGGAGUUGGAGCGUUUCUGAUCUACAUCAGUACAGACUAUGUGUUUGAUGGCACAAGCCCUCCUUAUAAAGAGACUGAUGUACCAAAUCCCCUGAAUUUAUAUGGUAAAACCAAGCUGGAGGGUGAAAAGGCAGUCCUGGAAAACAAUGAAGGAGCUGCAGUACUUAGGAUUCCUGUCUUGUAUGGAGAGGUAGAAAGACUGGAGGAAAGUGCUGUGACUGUUAUGUUUGAUAAAGUGCAGUUCAGUAAUAAAUCUGCCAACAUGGACCACUGGCAGCAGAGAUUUCCUACCAAUGUCAAGGAUGUAGCAGCUGUUUGCAGACAACUGGCAGAGAAGAGAAUGAUGGACCCAUCAGUAAAAGGAACAUUUCACUGGUCUGGCAACGAGCAGAUGACUAAGUAUGAGAUGGCCUGUGCAAUUGCAGAUGCUUUCAACCUCCCCAGCAGCCACUUGAGACCAAUUACUGACAGUCCAGUGGUGGGUGCUCUUCGCCCGAGGAAUGCUCAGCUGGACUGCUCCAAGUUGGAGAUGCUGGGGAUAGGCCAGAGAACACCAUUUCGAGCUGGGAUCAAAGAAUCACUUUGGCCUUUCCUCAUUGACAAGAGAUGGAGGCAGACAGUCUUCCAUUAGUUUGUAACUUUUUUAGUAAAAGUAUGCUAUGUGGCACUUUUUUAAAAGAAAAAAUAGUUUUGUAUGAGUGUUCUUAAAUUGUGACAUUUAUGAGCUUUCAUUUAAUCGGGUAAACAAAUGGUCUUGCACUAGUGAAACUGUUAGCCUAAAAAAAGUUCAGUGACAAAAGCUGAGCCUAUUUGAUGUCAUGCAUCUUUCCUUCCAUUUGUACCAGUCUAACUUAGUAUCUGUUCCAGGCAGAUUGAGGUUCUUAGUAAUCAGUGCCAUGUGAUGCUAAGAAUCACUUCACUUGCUGACUUACUUUUGGCUGAACUAUGUUGUUGAUGCUUAAGGUCUGUGUCAUUGUUGUAUAUACCAUUUCUCCUCAUUAAAAGACAUGGUCGGUUACUUUAUUAUCAAAAA